Molecule: messenger RNA, 1901 nt
Organism: Sphaerodactylus townsendi
Lineage: Eukaryota; Metazoa; Chordata; Lepidosauria; Squamata; Sphaerodactylidae
Gene: CXCR4
Product: C-X-C motif chemokine receptor 4
Exons: 2
Coding region: 185-1264 (359 amino acids)
Biological process (GO): brain development; neurogenesis; chemotaxis
Cellular component (GO): membrane
Molecular function (GO): chemokine receptor activity; cytokine binding
Source: RefSeq, a predicted model, not a curated record
UCACCUACCCCGACUCGUCACCCACCCCUGUCGCUGGUCUGGGGCGGGGCUGCCUCCGAGGGGCAGGACGGGUUUAUAUAGCGGCCGGGUGGCGCCAGCAAAACUUUAGUUUGUUGGAGUUUGGGGCUUCGGCUGCAGGGCGCGAGCGGGAGCAGAGGCUGCAGAGUGUCCGGCCGAGCGAGCGAUGGAGCCCAGCGUGGAUUUCCAGAUGUCUUCUGAAGUCUUGAUUGAUCUGUCGAACAGUACUGAUGAAUCAGGAUCAGGUGAUGAUGGGGACUACCAGGAGGUGUGUUUGGAGCAGAACAAGGCUGAUUUCAACCGGAUUUUCUUGCCCACAAUUUACUCCAUCAUUUUCUUGAUGGGAAUAGUUGGCAAUGGCUUGGUUAUUGUUGUUAUGGGCUACCAGAAGAAGCUCAGGAGCAUGACUGACAAAUACAGGCUACACCUCUCUGUGGCUGACCUUCUCUUUGUCAUCACUCUGCCCUUCUGGUCUGUGGAUGCUGUAAUCAGCUGGUACUUUGGGAAUGCCUUGUGCAAAGUGGUCCAUAUAAUUUACACCGUCAACCUUUAUAGCAGCGUCUUGAUCUUGGCCUUCAUAAGCUUAGACCGGUACCUGGCAAUUGUGCAUGCUACCAACAGCCAGAGACCUAGGAAGUUGUUGGCUGAGAGAAUUAUCUACGUAGGGGUUUGGCUACCGGCUGUGGUUUUGACUGUGCCUGAUAUGAUCUUUGCAACAACGAAAGAUGAUGGCGGGAAAUUCUUGUGCCAACGAUUUUACCCUCAUGAUGACUGGCUGAUUUCUUUCAGGUUUCAACACAUUUUAGUUGGACUUGUCUUGCCCGGUCUUAUAAUUUUGACGUGCUACUGUAUUAUCAUCUCUAAGCUGUCACACUCAAAAGGCCAUCAGAAGCGCAAAGCUUUGAAAACCACCGUCAUCCUCAUACUUGCCUUCUUUGCCUGCUGGUUGCCUUACUACAUUGGCAUCAGCACAGACACCUUUAUCCUGCUUGGACUCAUCAAGAAUGGCUGCAACUUUGAGGCAAUGGUGAACAAAUGGAUCUCUAUCACAGAAGCCCUAGCAUAUUUCCACUGUUGCUUGAAUCCCAUCCUUUAUGCUUUUCUGGGUGCCAAAUUCAAGACAUCAGCCCAGAAUGCUUUAACCUCCGUUAGCAGAGGAUCAAGCCUGAAAAUCCUUUCCAAAAGCAAACGGGGACACUCUUCGGUUUCAACGGAGUCAGAGUCUUCCAGUUUCCAUUCCAGCUAACAGAAUUUUCCCUUACUACAGUAUCUAUAAAGAUAUGGGACUCUCUUUAAAAUCAGUUUGGCAAGAUUUUGGAAGGGGAAACUCCUCCAAGAUCACCUACAAGUUUAUUCCCGGUUGGGAUUGUAUAUAUUUGUUUGUAGUGUUUUGUUGAAUUUAAUGGAUGUAUUUAUAAAACAAAUUGACAUGUUGUCCAGAGAGAGUGUCUAGGCAGAACCUGUGAAUAAGUGAGUAGGUGAGAAAGUUUUAUUGCUUGCCUGUCAACUAAGUUUUAUUGCUUGCCUGUGUUGGAACUAAAACACUUUUAGAGCAUAGCAUAGCUGAUGUGCCUGAGUUCUUUGUAAAUGAAGUAUUUCCAGCAUACCCAUUUGAAAGAAGGCUUCAUUUCUCUGGAUGUUUAGGAGUCUGUCCUACAUUGCAUAAGCUGUUUUGGUUUACACUAGUUGAAUUUAAUUGUAUUGCAUGGAUGAAACCACACCCUGCAAUGGCAGUGGCAGAACACAUUGGACUGAAAGCAGCUGGCUUGCACCCAGUGGCACUUACAACCAAAGUAUUUUCUGUCGAUGUUUUUUUCAAUAACAAACUGGUUUGUAAACUUCUGCCUUGUAAAAUUGUAAAUAAAAGCAUGUGGUCAAGUCUA